UGCUGUGACGGGGGAGUUGUGUUUUGCGUUGUUUUAUUUUUAACGGUUUGUUGACAUUGUUUUACAUACGCGUAAAUCAUUUUAUGUUGUUAGUGUGUGAACUAUUCGGUUUGUUGUAAUAGUGAAGUAAAGUGGCCAACAAUGACGACCCAGCCAGAAGUCGGCGUGUCCGACUUUGUCCUCUUGGACAAUUUGACGACUGACAACUUCAUAGAAAAUUUGCAUUUGAGGUUCCAACACAACAAAAUCUACACAUACAUCGGCGAGGUGCUGGUGUCGGUGAACCCGUACAGAAACCUGGACAUCUAUGGGCCGCAGCACAUGGCCCAGUACCGCGGCCGGGAGAUGUUCGAGGUCCCGCCCCACGUGUACUCCGUGGCUGAUGCCUGCCAGAGGGUGCUCAGGCAACAGGGCCGAGACACAUGCGUGCUGAUCUCCGGAGAGUCAGGGUCGGGCAAGACAGAGGCCUCGAAGUUCAUCAUGAAGUACAUCGCCGCCAACACUACACAAGUUCACAGAGAAUACAUCGACAGAGUAAAAAACGUGCUAAUCCAAUCAAAUUCCAUCCUCGAAACGUUCGGCAACGCGAAAACGAACCGCAACGACAACUCCUCACGCUUCGGCAAGUACAUGGACAUCCACUUCGACUACAAGGGAGACCCGGUGGGCGGACACAUCAGCAAUUACCUGCUUGAGAAAAGUCGGGUGGUCAGCCUGCAGCCUGGAGAGAGGAACUUCCACGCUUUUUAUCAGUUAUUAAGUACAAACAACAACCACACAAAGAAGUUCGGGCUGAAUUCGAGCGCAGUGUACAAGAUCCUCGGCAGCGAGCGAGCGACCGCGCAGGAUUCUAAGCUCUAUUCCGUCACGAAUAGUGCCUUUUCUGCCCUGGGCUUCGCGUCGUCCGUCGUCGAUGACAUCUGGAAUAUUGUCGCUGGAGUUAUAUUGCUGGGCGAGCUAACUUUCGCAGAGACGCCAGACGGUCAGCUCACCAUCGGCGGUCCUCUCCGCCAGUGUGUCUCCGCUCUAGGAGUAUCCGAGGACGCUCUCCGCACUGCCAUGGCGGGCCGCGUGCUGUCAGCCGGCGGCGAGCUGGUCAGCAAGGAACACAGCCUGUCUGACGCUAACUACACUAGGCUAGCGCUGGCUAAGGCGGCUUAUGACAGGCUGUUCACGUGGAUAGUACAACAGAUCAACAAAGCGAUCGACGUUCCGUCAGGCACGUACAAGAACACACUCAUCGGUGUUCUGGACAUCUACGGCUUCGAGAUCUUCGACACCAACAGCUUCGAGCAGUUCUGCAUCAACUACUGCAACGAGAAGCUGCAGCAGCUGUUCAUUGAACUGGUCCUAAAACAAGAACAGGAGGAAUACGCGCGCGAGGGCAUCACGUGGACGCCCGUGACGUACUUCAACAACCGCGUCAUCUGCGAGCUCGUGGACGCGCCGCAUCAAGGCGUCAUCGCCAUCAUGGACGAGGCUUGCCUUAAUCCCACCAAGAUAUCGGACAAGCAACUGCUGGAAGCUAUGGACAAGCGCCUGAGUGGACACAAGCACUACACAUCGCGACAGCUCGCGCCCGCCGACAAGAAGCUCAAGCAUGGCGUCGACUUUAGGAUUACGCACUAUGCCGGCGAUGUGACGUAUGCCAUCACGGGCUUCAUGGACAAGAACAAGGACUCGCUGUGGCAGGACCUCAAGCGGCUGCUACACUCCUCGACAAAUAGAUCACUCGCCGACAUGUGGCCUGAGGGCGGCACCAACAUACAGAAGACAUCAAAACGACCGCCGUCAGCUGCUACGUUGUUCCGCAACUCAAUGGCUGCAUUAGUAACCGGACUGCAGAGUAAAGAACCCUUCUACGUGCGCUGCGUCAAACCCAACCCGUUGCAGGCGCCCAACACAUGGGACGACCAGCUGGUCCGCCACCAAGUAGCCUACCUAGGCUUAGUAGAGAACGUGCGCGUGCGCCGCGCCGGGUUCGCUUCCCGGCAACGCUACGACCGCUUCCUGCGCCGGUACAAGAUGCUCAGCCAGUACACCUGGCCCAACUUCAGGGGGGACAACACUAGAGAUGCUGUUAUGGUGCUAGCGAGGGAUCUACAGCUCACUGAUGUCCAGUUUGGACACACUAAGCUGUUUAUCAGAUCGGCGAAGACCCUCCACGGCUUAGAAGCGGCCCGAGCGGAACUUAUCCCGUCCAUUGUCACGCUUCUGCAGAAGUUAUGGCGCGGCACGCUCGCGCGCAUCCGUUACAGGAAACUCAAGGCAGCGCUCACCAUAUACAACGCCUGGAAACGGUAUCGCGUCCGAAGAUACAUAGCCGAGCUACAAACACAGUUACAACGCUACCGCGGCGUCAUCAAACAGUGGCCCGCGCCGCCGCGUCGGCUUAACGUGCCGUUAUUACAGGCUGCCUACCGUCGUUGGAGAGCGUACCUCACGCUCAAACCCAUACCUAGGGAUCAGUGGCCACAGCUCAAGAUGAAGAUUUGCGCGGCGAGUGCAUUGCGCGGUCGACGAGCAGAAUGGGGCGCGGGCCGGCAGUGGUUGGGCGACUACUUAGCAGACGACAACUACAACGCCAAGUGCGCCCUAUACAAAUCAGCGCUGACGACGCUACAAAAGUCGCAGCAGUGUGGUCGCGCGUUGUUCUCGUGCCGCGUGCACAAGUUCAACCGCUUCAACAAGCUGGCCGAGCGAUGCUUGCUUGUAACCGAGACCGCUGUGUUCAAGCUUGAUGCCAAUACCUUCAAGCCGCUGAAGAAACCCACGCCUAUUACUGAGAUCGGCGCGGUCCGCGUGAUGAGCUCGGACGCGCAGCUGGUGGUGGUCAGCGUGCCGGCGGCCAACAACGACCUGGUGGUGGGGCUGGUGGCGCCGCGGGCCGACCUGCUGGGAGAACUGGUGGGCGUGCUCGCCAACCGGUACAAGAUGUUAAAAGGCACCGAGCUCUCCGUCGAAGUGGAGAGCGGCGCCACCACUCGCUGCACGCUCGGCGGCAAGACGCGCGCGCUGCAGCUGCCCGCCGCCGCCUCGCCCGCGCCCGCGCACGCGCCCUUCACGCACGCGCACAACGUCAUCACAUACCAUCCGGCUUCCGCGCGCGCGUAGCACGAAGACAACGGAGGCA
Molecule: messenger RNA, 3133 nt
Organism: Ostrinia furnacalis (Asian corn borer)
Lineage: Eukaryota; Metazoa; Arthropoda; Insecta; Lepidoptera; Crambidae
Gene: Myo31DF
Product: Unconventional myosin ID
Exons: 18
Coding region: 142-3114 (990 amino acids)
Biological process (GO): endocytosis; actin filament organization; actin filament-based movement
Cellular component (GO): microvillus; cytoplasm; plasma membrane
Molecular function (GO): actin filament binding; ATP binding; microfilament motor activity
Source: RefSeq, a predicted model, not a curated record